Molecule: messenger RNA, 364 nt
Organism: Trichomycterus rosablanca
Lineage: Eukaryota; Metazoa; Chordata; Actinopteri; Siluriformes; Trichomycteridae
Gene: c6h17orf67
Product: chromosome 6 C17orf67 homolog
Exons: 4
Source: RefSeq, a predicted model, not a curated record
AUCAUGAAGCUGCUGGUGUUGCUGCUCUGCGUGGUCCUACUGACCUUCUGCGCAGAAGCCAAUCCUGUGAUCAAAUAAAGUUUUGCUAAACAACUUCUUCGCAGUAAGAGACAGAAGCCAGGCUACCCUGACGAGCCUAUGAGGGAGCACUUGUUGUAUUUGCAGCAUUUGGAACUGAGAGCUCGUGAAACCAAUAUAGAAAACUGGUUGAACCCUCACUGCUAUCCUCGUUGUGACCGUAACUAUGGUUACCCAGUUUGAUCACCCAGUGGCAUCGUGAUGAAGACGACGACGAUGAUGAUGAUGAUUUGAUUAUCAGAACUGUACUUACAGUCUUUUCGCUUUGCUCACGUCUGCUUUGCUU